GUAGGGGAGAAGGUAAUACAACCACCAAGUGACACAGCAUGAAUUUCUGCUAUCAUUAUAAAUAUUUAUUACCAGGUCCUGUAAAAAAUGAGGAAGAUGCUGAAGAUUUGCUGUUUUCUCCUCCUCUUAAGUUUGCUCAGUGGGCAACUGAGUGCCAGUCCUGGACUCAAAGUGAGGAUCACCCAGAAUGGGUUGGAGUAUGCCAAGGAGGUUGGGCUGGAAAUCCUGAAGCAGAAUAUACAGAAAGAGCAUUUCCCUGAUUUGACUGGCCAUGAGAAAUUUUGGCUUGGUAAUGUCAAAUACAACAUCUCAAGUAUACAUGUUACUGCUGUUGAAUUACCCAGUGCUUCCAUCUCCCUCCUACCAGGGUCUGGGAUAAAACUGGUGAUUGGAAAUGCUUCUCUAACCAUUGAUAUGAACUGGAACAUAAGGAUCUGGAUGUUCAAAGACAGUGGAAGAGGCACAGUGCACAUUUCAAAAGUCUUUGUCACCGCAAUCUUUUCAAUACCCCUGGAUAAUGCAGGCCCUACGUCAAUAGCCCUCACCAGCUGCCGGACAACUCCUGGUGAUGUAGAUACCAAGCUGAAUGGGAAAACUGGCUUCCUGCAUAACUUCUUUAUCAAGUAUCUGAAGAAGCCCAUUCACAGGAGCUUGGUCACUAAUUCAUGUCCCAAUAUCAGAGCUGUGGUCCAGUUGAUAGAUGGAGACCUCUGAUCACCGAAUGCUGUAAUACAAAUUGAUGAUUUGGCUGAAGUAGAUGACUCCUUAAGUGGCUUGCCAGCAGUAUUCCAGCCAUUCAUUGACCUGGACUUAAAGGGCAUAGUCUUCCCAGCUGGAAACUACACUGACUCUCCCUACAUGGCAGCUUCCUUCACAAUCCCAGACCAAAGUGAUUCCAUGCUGUACCUUGCCUUCUCUGAGUAUUUCUUUCAGACCUCCUCAUUUGCUUACUACACCGCAGGGGCCUUCAACAUGACCAUUGCAGAGGAGACCUGCAGCUAUUUUAAUAUAAACAUAGAGAUACUUAGCAGUAUCAUCCCUGAGGUAGCUAAAUAUUCAGUUAUACCCUACCCAGUGAUGUUGAAGCUAAUGCCUACUGAAAUCCCUAUCAUCAGCUUACAGCAGAAUUCCUUCACAGUAGAGAUUCAGGGCUCUGUGGAGGUGUUGGCCAUUCUGCCAGACUCAACCACCCAGUCUCUGUUCACACUGAACAUAGCAGCCAACACCAGUAUUUCACUGAAUAUUUUUGAUCAGAAAUUGAUGGGCUCACUAUGUUUGAACAGAAUCCAGUUCUCCCUAGCCCACUCCAGUGUUGGCUCUUUUGAGGUCCUGCUUCUGGAGAACAUCCUAUCUUACAUUUUACAGACUGAAAUAAUUCCAUCAGCUAAUGCUAAACUGUCAAAAGGAUUCCCUCUUCCCAAUCUGGGACGAGGGAAUGUUACCUUGACAAGACCUCACAUUACAAUUGUACAGGGAUAUGUGUUGAUUUCAACUGAUGUCUACUACAAACACUAAAGGAGAAGAGAGACCAUGUGUUAAGAAUGAACUUCAAAUCAAGUCAAUAAUGUGACUCUGAAGACUAGACACUGUCCAGUUCUGCUGAAAUGUUUGAGCUCUGACAGCCUCCAUCCUGGCUGGGGGCAAGAGGGGGUGCUGGGAAUCAAAAAAAGCUGAUUGAAUGGUUAGCUGGUGUAAUGCUGGUAACAA
Haemorhous mexicanus (house finch) is the source of this 1707-nucleotide messenger RNA. It is a transcript of the gene BPIFC, whose product is annotated as BPI fold containing family C. The transcript has 15 exons. The record is from RefSeq and is a predicted model, not a curated record. Lineage: Eukaryota; Metazoa; Chordata; Aves; Passeriformes; Fringillidae. Gene Ontology annotation, molecular function: lipid binding.